Ilex paraguariensis (yerba mate) is the source of this 1533-nucleotide messenger RNA. NCBI's taxonomy places the organism in Eukaryota, Viridiplantae, Streptophyta, Magnoliopsida, Aquifoliales, Aquifoliaceae. The record is from the annotation of a GenBank genome assembly.
AUGGCCACUAGUGACAAGAAUUACAUGGCAAGGGGCUUCUCGACGCCGCCGCCGACAUGGAAGUCAAGACGAUCGUCGCCAUGGAUUCCUUCGUCUGAAAAGAAGAGAAUUUCGCCUCAGGCCAAAGCUGAUAGUUUCCAUGUGAUUCAUAAAGUCCCCGCCGGUGACUCUCCAUACGUCAAAGCCAAACAUGUUCAGUUGAUAGAUAAGGAUCCAAACAGGGCCAUUUACCUGUUCUGGAAGGCAAUAAACUCUGGUGAUCGAGUUGAUAGUGCGUUGAAAGACAUGGCAGUAGUAAUGAAGCAAUUGAAUCGACCAGAUGAGGCAAUUGAGGCGAUUAGGUCUUUUCGUCAUCUAUGCCUUCCUGAAUCACAAGAAUCUAUUGACAAUUUGUUAGUGGAGCUCUACAAGAGAUCCGGGAGAAUUGACGAACAGAUUGAAAUGCUUCAAGUCAAACUGAAGGACAUUGAAGAAGGUUUAGCCUUUGGUGGAAAAAGGACAAAGAUAGCUAGAUCUCAGGGGAAGAAGAUUCAAAUCACAAUUGAAAAAGAGUAUUCAAGGUUAUUGGGAAAUUUGGCGUGGGCCUACAUGCAGCAAAAUAACUACAAGUUGGCCGAGGAGCAUUAUAGAAAAGCGUUAUCGUUUGAGCUAGAUAAGAACAAGCAGUGCAACCUUGCAAUCUGCUUGAUGCACAUGAAGAGAACAUCAGAAGCUAAGUUUCUGCUUCAAACCAUAAAAGCUUCAUCUGAAUGUGAGCAGAUGGACGAAACAUAUGCUAAAUCAUUUGAGCGUGCUGUUCAGAUGCUGAACGGAUUAGAAUCGCCGUCAGAUGUAAAGCCCAUUUCACAUGAAGAAAAAAACUGUCAUGAAAUCCCAAUACCUUCCUCAUCCUCUGAUUAUAGAAACCAGAAAGAAUUUUCUACUCCCACUGAUCGAGGUCAUAAUCAGGUUUUUGGCUUUGGCUCCAGAAGUUUAGCAGAUGAACACAAUGAAGCAACAGUGCUGUCAGAUGAACAGAACAGAGGAGUUUUGUUUGGACCUCAUCAUGAGAAUAAGGCUAAAUUAGGUGGUUAUGACAAGAGAAACGCAAACUGCACAUCAAUGGGACUAAGAAAUUUUUCACACUCUUCCGAUCAGUAUUUGUUCAUGGAUACAGUUAAGAAAGGACCUUACAUGGAAAUACCAUGUGAAAGAAGGUACGAUUAUGGCAGCAAAAGACACGGCAAAUGUGUUAGUUUUACCGGAACAGAAGUGGGUUCUGUUUGCAAGAAGACUUAUUGUACUCCAAUUCAUAGAGCAGAAACUCCAAAGUUUCCAUUUACGCAANGGUUAGUUUUACCGGAACAGAUGUGGGUUCUGUUUGCAAGAAGACUUAUUGUACUCCAAUUCAUAGAACAGAAACUCCAAAGUUUCCAUUUACGCAACCGAGAAGUGGUUCAUGGUCAUUCUCAAACGAGGAUCAGGGAAGGGCAUUUGGGAGACAGGAUACAGCAGCUGGCUGCAAUCGCAAAUUAUCAUUUGAACAACCUAUGA